AUGAUGCGUCUACGCCGUGACCGACGACUACUGAACCCACACCAUAUUCAAGUCAAGAUAAAUCAGGGGAAGAAAUCGCCUGGGGCCGAAGAGGAGCUUCCGGCCAAGCCUGCCGUGACGAAGAGUAAUACUGCCGGAGGCCUGGAGACUCGGAAGCCGACAUCCAGACGUGUCGAAGCGACGACAACGCGGCGCAGGGGUUCCCGUCUAGUUCGAGCUCAAGUUAGGAGGGGACUCAGCAACGUGCGCUGGGAGUGA
Messenger RNA from Phytophthora nicotianae INRA-310, 258 nucleotides. RefSeq lists its product as hypothetical. The record is from RefSeq and is a predicted model, not a curated record. NCBI's taxonomy places the organism in Eukaryota, Oomycota, Peronosporomycetes, Peronosporales, Peronosporaceae. Bases 1 to 258 code for a protein of 85 amino acids. The transcript is spliced from 2 exons.